UCCGUUUCUCCCAGUCGUGUUCAGUGCAGCAGCCACAAGAUCUGAGGAAACUCACCCACUCCCGUGUCUCGGAUACUUUACGGUCCCACGGACGCGCCGCCCGCCCGGUCUCCAAUCACCCGUUCAGUUUGGCCCCGGGAAUCGAGAACAGUCCCGUCUUGAGAUGAUGUUGAGUCUCGGUCUGUUCGUGUCCCUGGUGUUUUUGACGGUGUCGGUUACCGGCAGCAGUGACGGAAACCCGCUGGACAAUGAUAAGUGGAUGAGCACCGUGUCCCAGUACGACAAGAGCAAAUACUGGAACAAAUUCCGCGACGAGGUUGAGGACGAUUACUUCAGAACCUGGAACCCCAACAAAGCACAAGACCAAGGGCUGGACAGCACUAAAGACCCCUGUCUGAAGGUUCACUGCCCUCCUCACAAAGUGUGUGUGAGCCACGACUUCCAGACGGCCAUCUGCACCAAUCACAAACCAGCUCAGCACAGUGUUAAACCCAGGAACGGAAAUCUUCCCCAUAAACGUUGGAUGGGAGCUAUGAAUCAUGGGAAAUGUAGGCCAUGUCCUGUAGUUCACUCCAGCUCAGUGUGCGGCUCGGAUGGACACACAUACUCCUCAAAGUGUAAACUUGAAUUCCAGGCCUGCAGCUCCAGUAAGAGCAUCUCUGUGAAGUGUGAGGGGCCGUGUCCCUGCCUGCCAGGACCGGAAGUCAUCAAAUCACACACGGAGAAGAACGGCUGCAGUGAUGCUGAUUUGAGAAGUUUAGCAUCCAGACUCAAAGACUGGUUCGGGGUUUUGCACACAGACGCCAACAGAGACCUGAAGACCACCACGAGCGACACUGCACAAGGACGUUUUGACACAAGCAUUUUACCCAUCUGUAAAGAUUCUCUCGGGUGGAUGUUCAACAAGCUGGACAUGAACUAUGACCUCCUCCUCGACCAAUCAGAGCUCAGCGCCAUUUACCUCGACAAAUACGAGCUGUGCAUGCGGCCGCUGUUCAACUCCUGCGACUCCUUUAAAGACGGAAAGCUGUCCAACAACGAGUGGUGUUACUGUUUCCAGAAACCUGACGGCAUGCCAUGUCAAAAUGAGAUGAACAGAAUUCAUUCUCAAAGCCGAAGGAAGAUACUGAUAGGGACGUAUGUACCGCGCUGUACUGAAGACGGUUAUUUUAAGGCCACUCAGUGUCAUGGCAGCACCGCUCAGUGCUGGUGUGUCGACAAAUACGGCAACGAGAUCGCAGGAUCCCGCAGACAGGGCAACCCUACCUGUGAGGAGGAUCAGGAGACAUCUGGAGAUUUCGGCAGCGGUGGUGCCGUGAUUCUACUGGACGAUCAGGAGGAGUCUCCGCAGCGUGGGCGGGGUCGACAGAAAGAGAGGCGGGGUCGACUCCACCCCCGCGGGGCGAUCGAGGAUGACGAAGACGGAGAGGAUGACGAGAUUGGCUACGUCUGGUAGCUCCGCCCACCCAUCUUCUGUUAAUUAACCAGGGACCCAUGUUAAAAUGCACAGUUCUGAAGCCAUUCCAGCUCCGCCCCUCGGACACGCCCCCUUCUUCCUGCCCCGCUCUCAUUCUGGAUCCAAACUUGUCCUCCUCAUUCUCUCUUUCUUUAGCCACCUCUUCACGUUCUGUCCUCUGUCUUCCCUCGCUCAAACACUCCUCUAGUAUUCUAGAUGCCUCUUUGCGGCUCUAGAUGGUAGACGCGCAUGACGAGAUUGUUAAGCCUUCCGGGGCUUCUUACCAGUUCUACAUAAGAUCUUUUAAAAGGGUUCGUUCUCAGUGGUGGUAUGCAUGAACGCCACUGUAGAAUGCAUGAAACUGAGACCUUUGUGGGUGAGGAUCAGGUGGGCUUGAGCCAAAGGCGCACUACAAGAUUGAAGCUCAUCAUGCUUUUUAUGCUCUAAAUCCGCCACACGAGGCUGCAGAUCGUAGCGCAUGCUCAUCAAUAAUGGUCUCUUUGUGUGAGACACGUGGCAACUAGUCAGAGAUGCUAUAAUACAUUUAAAACUAGAUCAAAUCUGAGUAAAGAGUGACAUCAGUGAGAAUAUGAGAGUAACAGUAGGUUGAGACUUUUCCAAAACACUUUUUCCAACAUAUUUCUGUUAAAAUGUGCAAAUCUGUGCAAAAAUGACCCGAGCCCUUCCUCUGUGUGGUUUGUGUGAAUUACUCUGUGUGAGAAUGAAAGAGUUUGGCUGGUGAUUGCCGAGUGUAGUGUCACAAAAACAAGUGUAAAUGUGCGCAGGAUGAUGAGCUUCAGUCAUGCUGUGUGUAUUUGACUUUGCUGCUUUUACGUCAUUUCACAAUUACUGUAAUUAGAAGUAGAAUUUUUGUAUCUAGUAUUUAUAUUUCAGAUCAUUUCCAUUUACUCGAGAUGCAGAACGACAUUAGAUAUUAAGUCUUGCUUUCUGAGAAAUUGAUCAAAAUGAAGCGAGUUCAUUCUUAAACAAUAACAAAUAUCUGCCAAUGGGGUCAGAAAAAUGUAAUAAUAAUAACAAUUUGACCAUUUUAAUGAACUUCAAGGUAAUUUUUCUGACCCUAUUGACAGAUAUUUAUUCUUUCUUGUUUUGAGCAACUUCGUGAACUUUCCAAAAUCAGGCAAUUAUUUUGCAGAAAACAAGACUUUAAUGUUUAAUGUUUCGUGUCAUGUUGCAUUUGAAGUACAGUGAUGUGAAUAAGUUUGGACACCCAAGCUAAAGUUG
Pimephales promelas (fathead minnow) is the source of this 2698-nucleotide messenger RNA. The record is from RefSeq and is a predicted model, not a curated record. NCBI's taxonomy places the organism in Eukaryota, Metazoa, Chordata, Actinopteri, Cypriniformes, Leuciscidae.